Molecule: messenger RNA, 1562 nt
Organism: Bombus pyrosoma
Lineage: Eukaryota; Metazoa; Arthropoda; Insecta; Hymenoptera; Apidae
Exons: 6
Coding region: 612-1388 (258 amino acids)
Source: RefSeq, a predicted model, not a curated record
UCUUCCAUCACUUCUGAGCGGUUAGAAACUCUCUGAUCACCCGCAGAAGUUUUUUUGCUUGGAGACGAGUAGUUAUUUGGUUUCUUGGAAGCAAUUAUUGCCGCGUUUCGUGACGUGUGAUUCUUCGGUGAUUCGAUAUUUGAAUAGAGACGUUAAUAAGAUUCAAAUGGUAAUAUAGUUGUCGCCUAUUAGUUUCUAGGAAAGAACGACUUUAUUGCACUGUAAUAUUUUGUAGUAAAAAAAGAAAAUUAUUACAAUUGCUUUUAUCUGUAAUUUUCUAAUUAAAUUACACUUCGUUGAAGAUAAUAAUAGAGUCAUACUGUACUUUGUCAUACGGUAUGCCGUUGCUUUACUGGCUCUGUUGGUGGUGUUGCAACAACCAGCUGAGUCGAAAAAGGGCGUGUCAUUCGAAGCGGAUUGGCAGACGGAGCAUAUCUCAACUAGACGGCGAAAGUGCUCGAUGGUCUGUGAAAUUUCGAUGACAAUUUUGCGGUUCCACUGUACUCGUUACGAUAGAGGGUGGGAUAUAAAAGAGGAGCAUUCUCUACGACGUCAAACGAUGUUGAAACGUUGAUCCUGACGUUCGACGCUUAUCCUCUUUGAUAGAAAGCAUGAUCUUCAAGUACCUAUGCCUUCUUCUACUAAACCUAAUCGCGAUCUACGGAGUAUCCUCCAAGCAUGUACACCUGAAGAUUCUCGUGCCAGAUCUGAUCAACCACCACACGCACACGAGGACCGUUCUCUUGCAUGUUCACGUGCCAACGCCGAAGAAGCCGAAAACUCACAAGAAUCACAGGAUUCACCACGCGAGUUGGAGUUCGUGGAAGUACGGGCGUCAUCGCGAUUUGAAGGACGAGCACGAGGAGGAACUUGACCACGAGAACCAUCACAAGGAUCACGAAGAGAAAUUGAACGAGAAAUGGCCGAAGAAUCACAAACGAGACAGACAAAAGUAUUUUCCUGUGUACGACCAUCACAAAGACUCUUAUCAUCCGCCGUCUUACGUGGAAGAUAAUGACUUGAAGGAUCAUGGUGAGGAUACUUACGCGGUUCACGAGGACGUGAAUGAUAUACCCCCAAAUACCGAGUCUCUCAGUUAUAAUUACGAAGAGGGAUACAAAAAGGGUUUAGAAACGAUAACUGGACACGUUCGAUCUGGUCAGACGCACAAGUUUCACGAUGAUCAACACGAAGAACAGGGUGAUAUCGAGACCGAUGGGUUUAAAGAGGAGUUCGAAACCAAAACGGGCGCUGGUAGAUAUUUGGUGGAUGAUGUAGAAUACGAGAAUACUAGGGAUAAACGCGAUCAUCGUCGAAGAUCUAGGAAAAGGAUCCAUAAAACACCAACGAAUUCCAGUCGAGGAACGAGAAACGAUAGUAAAACGUAGAACGUUGGAACGGUAUUCUGUUAAAUGUACAGACGCAUGUAUGUGUAAUGUGAUUUUGUAGAUACGUGGUUUCUGGAUGUUUGUUCUAAUUUCUGUUUGUAAGUUUUGGUCGUUGUAUAGUUGUAAUAAAUAAUAAGUAACACAGGAAAUAAAAGGGUGGCGAUGUUUCAGGUA